Musca vetustissima is the source of this 339-nucleotide messenger RNA. Its product is annotated as putative neural-cadherin 2. Gene Ontology annotation, molecular function: cadherin binding; calcium ion binding. Bases 8 to 313 code for a protein of 101 amino acids. The record is from RefSeq and is a predicted model, not a curated record. Gene Ontology annotation, biological process: homophilic cell-cell adhesion. The transcript is spliced from 2 exons. Gene Ontology annotation, cellular component: catenin complex. Lineage: Eukaryota; Metazoa; Arthropoda; Insecta; Diptera; Muscidae.
GACAUUGAUGCCCGGUCAGGAAUUGAAUGUGGGGUUUUUAAUGGAGGAACGCAAAAAACGUUGUGAUAAAGACAUCAAUGCGCCACCUUUCGAUGAUUUGCGUAAUUUUACCUAUGAGGGGAGUGGGAGCAUAGCGGAGUCCUUAAGUUCGUUAGCAUCAGGCACCGACGAUGAGAAUCAAGACUUUAAUUACUUAGAAACGUGGGGUCCGCGUUUCAAUGCCUUGGCGGCAUUAUAUCUGCAAGACAAAACGAAAUUGAAACAGCCGACAGCAGUCAAUGAGGAAUUAACGCAGGAGAGUGGUGUAUUAUAAAAUUAAAUUAAGUUCAUAGAUUAAAU